UCGGCUCCCUCGUCACGUGCUCAAUCAGCUGUUUUCCCCUCCAGACGCGCGCCUGACCGGGGUGUGUGUUUACGUUCGCUCUGAAUUCUGAGCAGUGGCAGGCGGAAGAGCUGCAUGAACUGUUCAGGAGGACUAACGGCCCACUGGAGUGCAGGAGACGUGCGAAGCUGUCGGUCACAGUGCUGUUUCCCAAGCCCCACAAAGUUCACUGAAGAGUUUCCAUUCCUCAUUACCAAGCUUUCAAGGCACCUUCCGUCAGACGGAGAACAGCUUUAAUUGCUUUGAAAUGUGAGUGUGUGAAAUUUCUGCUAAAGGAAGGUCGAUGUCAGCAAGAAGGCCAUUGUCUUGACGUCUUCUGUUCACUGUCGACAUGCAGCACCCCAACUUUGAGACCAGGCACCCGCUUCAAGUCGACGAGCACGAGACGGGCUUUGACCCCCUGCAGAACUUCAACAGAAGCCGAGGACAUGCAGCACUGGCGGGUCGUGGGAACUUCUCUGAGACGGAGAACACUUUCCUUUCAUACAGAAAAGAAUGGGACGACUUGUUUUUAAACAGUAACUAUCUGGCACGCAUCAGGCAAGCCGGGAUUAACGGGAGGUUGCGGAGCAGCAGGUUCAGAAGUGUGUGUUGGAAGCUUUAUCUGGAUGCCCUUCCUGAGGAUAAAAGUCAAUGGAUCAACAAGACCAAGGAGCUCCGGGCUCAGUAUGAGAAGAUUAAAGAAACGCACAUAACGAAUCCACGUAAAGCUGCUGGACAGCAGGACCUUGUGGUGAACAACCCUUUGUCACAGGAUGAAGGUAGCCUGUGGAACAAAUUCUUCCAAGAUAAAGAGCUUAGAGGGAUGAUCAAGCAAGAUGUGCUGAGGACGUUUCCGGAGAUGCAGUACUUUCAACAGGAAGACGUGAGAACGAAGCUGACGGACAUCCUGUUCUGCUACGCUCGAGAAAACGAGCAGCUGCUCUAUAAGCAGGGUAUGCAUGAACUUCUGGCGCCCAUAGUGUUCAUUCUACAUUGUGAUCACCAGGCCUUCCAGCAUGCCAGCGAAACCGCCUGUCCGAGUGAAGAGAUGAAGUCCCUAUUAAACCCAGAGUUCCACGAGCACGACGCAUAUGCCAUGUUCUCCCAGCUCAUGGAGACUGCAGAACCGUGGUUUUCCAGUUUUGAGCGAGAAGUUCGCAAGGGUAAAGAGGAGAUGAUGACAAGCAUUCCCUUUGCUAGGCCACAAGAUGCUGGCCCCUCUGUCGCCAUAGUGACCAAAGUGAACCGCAUCCAGGACCAGCUGCUGAAGAAGCAUGACAUUGAGCUAUACAUGCAUCUCAACCGCCUAGAGAUAGCCCCUCAGAUCUACGGAAUCCGGUGGGUACGCCUGCUUUUCGGGAGGGAGUUUCCCCUGCAGGACCUCCUGGUGGUGUGGGAUGCCCUGUUUGCUGACAGCAUCACCCUGGACCUAGUGGACUACGUUUUUGUGGCCAUGCUGCUAUACAUCCGCGAUGCCUUGAUCGCCAGUAACUUCCAGACCUGCCUGGGACUCCUCAUGCACUACCCCCCAAUCGGUGACAUCCACGCCCUGCUCAACAAAGCGCUCUUUCUGAGGGACCCCAAGAACCACCCCAGACCUGGUAACUACCAGUUUCAGCAGAAUCUGGACUACUACAAGACCCGCGGUGCUGAUCUCAUGAACAAAACCCGGGCGAGUGCCAAAUCAGCCCCUCUCAACAUCAAUAAGGUGUCCAACAGUCUGUUGAACUUUGGGAGGAAGCUCAUCGCUCCAGCAAUGUCGCCCAACUCCAGCAACAUCUCUCCCAUCAACAGCGAUGUGGCUUCAGGCCCUCACGUGGCACCGACGCACUCUGUGGCAGAGCCCCCGGCCAGCAGCACCCAGGCCCACGUGCACAUCCCCCCACACUCUCAGGCCCAGGCACAGCACCACCGCCUGCUGAAGUCCGAGAGCAUGCCCGUGCACUUGAGCAAAGAUGUAGGUUCAUGCGGAGGUACCCAGGUCACUGUUCCCGUCCAGGUUCUUGCUGACGUCCAAGGCCAAACUUCCAGGACUGUGAGCUCCUCCCCCAGCAUCGAGAGCCUGCCAGGGGGUCGUGACCACUCCACCUCCUCUCCUCCGCUGUCUGCCACCAAGAAGGACUCCUUCUUCACCAUCUCUCGCUCGCGUUCACAUAGCAAAACCAUGGGCAAAAAGGAGGCGGAGGAGGAUUUUGAGGCCCAGGUGUCCUUCCUGCAGGGCCAGAUCAACGACCUGGAGGCCAUGUGCAAGUACUGUGCCAAGAUGAUGAACAUGCACAUCGGGAAGAUCCAAGACGUAAUUCUGCAGGAGAAUCUGGACAAGGAAGACGAGGUCCUGGUGUCUCUGGCUGGACUUAAACAGAUCAAGGACAUUCUGAAGGGCUCCCUGCGCUUCAACCAGAGCCAGCUAGAAGCCGAGGAGAACGAGGAAAUCACCAUUGCCGACGAUCACUACUGCUCCACGGCCCAGAAAGGGGGGGCCCGCGUCGCUCGUAGGGACGCCGAGACGGACCGACCGGAGCCGCCACCUGCCCCCCAGGGUUCUUCGGCUUCCUCCCUCCUCUCCGAGGGGAGGAACUGGGAUGACUACAUCCUGAUCUCGCAGGAUGAAGACAUGCAGCAGACUGAGGCAGAAACCAAGAAGGGUGCAGCCCAAGCUCCUUCCCAUCCCCCCAAGUCCAGACGGGGGACCUCUAAGCAGGAGCAGGAAGUGGGCUGUCCGUUCCAUGACCCGCUCAUGAGCACAGCAUCUGGAUCCUCGAGCCCUGAUGAGGGCAGCACCCACAGCAAGGACUCCGAUUUUACCAUCGUCAAUCCCAUGGACCUGUGACGAGCGAUGCCGCUGUCUUAUCAGUGGAGAUGAGGUGCUCCCGCUGCGUCUUUGCACACCCGUAGCGAGUUCGAACUGGCUCCCAGCAGUCCUCUGUCCCUGUGGCCGAUGACCUCUGACUCCUGUCACACAAAGUUGUGCUUCUGCCCCGUUGCUUGAAUGGAGCUAAUUUCUGGUUCGUCUCCAUUCCGUUUCCGUGGCGGUUUUCCCCCUUGGGUCCCUGGAGAAUAUAUUCACAUUCAUUGGGGUUUCCUCUAUUUUUAUACAUUUUAAAUGGUUUGGAUUUAAAUGCAACGUCAGUGAAGAAUGGUUUUUUAAACUAUUUUCUUUAAUCUAGCACUUGUUUUCUUCCCCGGUUGCUGCUAUAAACAUUGUAGAAGUGCACAAAAAACAGUUGUGACAAAUGAAAAACUGUAUACAUGUUCAUCCUGAUAGUUACGUCUUUCAGGUAUACGUUACAUUACAAGAGAACUCGGCGGGUGUAAUUCACUCUUUACCGGUGUAACGAUUGUGUGAAUGGACAGGCGGACACAGCGGGAGUCAUCCUGGUCACUAGAGGGAGCAGAUCAUCUUUGUCAUUGAUCCUCACUCAGUCAAAGAUUUCAAGGCUGUUUGAAGCACUAUCUCUGUUAUCUGGUCGGUUUGGGAGCGCGGUGUUGUGGCGAGCGCCGUGCCAACAUGCAGCGUGUGUUGAGCGAGUGUUUCCAUCUGCCGCAUCCCGUUAAAUCCAUCUCGGUCCUUACCUUGUUCCCAAACGGCUUCCCGUCCGCAUGGUAAAUGCUGGUAGGAGGUUGGUGGUACCCGUGGACGAAUGCUUUGCGGAAGGCACGUCCAUCUCCGUGAAAAUGAUGAGUUCAAGAGACGCGGAAGUGAGAAGCUUCCUAGACGUCUCUGUCCAGAAGGAACAAGGUUCCGACUUUUUAAAGGACGCACGCGACUGAGAGCGCCACUGAGCCGUCUGUCGUUUUUGUUUAUUUGCGCGCCCUGUCGAUGUGUGGCCGGUCUGUAGCCUAGGACUCUACGUAAGAAUGUUAGACUAAUGAUGCGACGAUGUACGGCUGCUGCCCUGUACAGCCACAACCCCCCGGGGAGCAACGAGAGUUAAAACAGAUUACUACGGUUGUGGUCAUGAAUCGUUUUGACAGGAUUUUAAGGGCGGACAGGAGGAGAUCCUGCUGGUGGAGUCGCCAGUGUCACAAAAAAAGGACCCGCUCUUUCAUUCACGAGUCCGGUCACAGUGGCGCUGCCUGACCUGGGGCUUCUGGCCUGUACCUCACGGUUGGCUUUUUCAAACUAAAAUAGAGGGGGGGGACAGCAUUUAAAUACUCGUGGGGGAGCAGGCGGAGGCUUCCAGUGACUUUCAGGCUUUUCCAUUGUUCUGUGGGUUGUGCCUUAACACAGACUUCACGAUCGCUGCUUGUGAACUGACCGCAGGAUGUUUUUUCGAGUUACUCGUUGCCAAAAUGUUACCUCAUUUGCCUUGACCACACCCACUUCUCUGGUCCCGCCCAUCUGCUGCGACACUAACGGUCUCCUUGAUGGAUCUCCACAUGUGAACCCGCAGCAUGUCGCACCCGUAGCCCCUUAGCUUCCCGUGGAGAAACGUUCCACCGUGACGUCACUAUGUGAUGUUCAUCGCUUAAUUAUUUUUCUUGUUUGUCAUCUGUGAAAUGAAUGCAAUUCAACGUUCAAAACUUCUAAACAUUUUUGCAGAUGAAUGAAAUGUAUCGGUGCGUGUCUAUUGCUGUUGUAAAGUUAUCUAGCAGACACCUCCUCCCAGGGUAAAUUAUGCUUCAUGUUAAGUUUGCACAUUGAUGCAGAUUUUUAGAGAAAUACGAAUGAAAGCUGUUGUACAAAACUACGCUGUACGCACACACAGACAUGUAAACAAGCAUGUGUAUGUAUAUAUGUAUGUAUGUCACUUUUGCUUGUGAUGGAGAACAGAAGGCGGAACGACAGUCCCUCUUGCGGUAAAUGUUUCUGUGCAGAAUCCCCCUGCUCCAGCCCACCCCACCCCACCCCACCCCA
This is a messenger RNA of Scleropages formosus (Asian bonytongue), 4879 nucleotides long. RefSeq names its product TBC1 domain family, member 5 (gene tbc1d5). The record is from RefSeq and is a predicted model, not a curated record. Gene Ontology annotation, biological process: activation of GTPase activity. The coding region runs from base 371 to 2851 and encodes 826 amino acids. The transcript is spliced from 24 exons. Gene Ontology annotation, molecular function: GTPase activator activity. Lineage: Eukaryota; Metazoa; Chordata; Actinopteri; Osteoglossiformes; Osteoglossidae.